Molecule: messenger RNA, 1587 nt
Organism: Suillus paluster
Lineage: Eukaryota; Fungi; Basidiomycota; Agaricomycetes; Boletales; Suillaceae
Product: kinase-like domain-containing protein
Exons: 11
Coding region: 116-1330 (404 amino acids)
Biological process (GO): protein phosphorylation
Molecular function (GO): ATP binding; protein serine/threonine kinase activity
Source: RefSeq, a predicted model, not a curated record
UAAUAUCUGUUUGAGACGACCACGAACGCCAGCGUACACGAGACAAUAACACCAUUCAGACCCUCCCUCUACUUUCAAUUAUUACUUAAAUUCUCCUAUUAAUUCACUCAUCCUCAUGGGUGCACUUUGUUGUCGCCCUCAGCCUGUUGACUUUGAAGGCGACGUCAACCUCUUUCACUUUGUUCUUUUGAGAUGCGUCGGAAAGGGCGCCUUUGGAAAGGUCCGAAUGGUCCAGCACAAGCAGACCCGCGAUUUGUAUGCUCUGAAAUAUAUAAACAAGACAAAGUGUGUAAAGAUGAAAGCAGUCGCAAAUAUCAUACAGGAACGACGCCUACUCGAAGAGAUCGACCAUCCCUUUGUCGUUAACCUCCGUUAUGCAUUCCAGGACGAUGAGAAUUGCUUCUUCGUCAUUGAUCUCAUGCUCGGCGGUGAUCUACGAUUCCACCUCGAACGGUUAGGCUCCUUACCAGAAGACACUGUACGUUUUUACGUAGCAGAAAUAGCUUCAGCCCUAGCUUUCCUUCACGAGCACAAAAUCAUGCACCGUGAUCUCAAACCUGAUAACAUCCUCCUCGACGAACGCGGCCACGCCCAUCUCACAGAUUUCAACAUUGCAGUCCACUUUAACGAACGUCGCAUGCUCACAGGCGUCGCAGGUAGCAUGGCUUACAUGGCUCCAGAAAUACUCACCAAACGUGGUUAUACAUACCCAAUCGACUGGUGGAGCCUCGGCACGAACGGUGACUUGACUCAGAGUAUCAGUAAAGACAGUUUACGCUUCCCUGAUGAUGCCGAUAAGAAGCCAUCCGUGCAGUUCUUGGAUCGCGACCCUUCCAAGAGACUGACGUGCAAGCAAAACAGUGGUUUUGAUGAGAUGCAACGACACCCCUGGUUCCAUCCCAUAGAUUGGACAGCACUUGAAGCCAAGGAAUUGCCUCCACCCUUCACACCCGACUCAAAGAAGGCAAACUUUGACGCAUCACACGAAUUGGAGGAACUUUUACUCGAAGACAAUCCACUGAAGGCUAAAGCACGAAAGACGCGAGAUGUCAGCACCCUCAGCGCUGAAAUGAGACAGAUGGAAGAGCAAUUCGCAUCAUACGAUUUCAAGAAGAUGCUCCGGCGAUCAUACUACCCCCAGAACCAACAGAUCGUAUCAACUAUCACCGCAACAUCCUCCACAGGCGGACUCGUAGCAAGUCGCCCCGUAACACCCGCUACAGACUCGCGCAUCGAGGGCAUCGUACAUGAGCAUGACGAGAGCCUGUUCGAUGGCGAUGAUGUUCGGUUGGAGAAGAUGCCUAGGGUGUUGGAGAAGACCUACUCGUGAUCCGCCCUCACUUCUCCAUCCUCACUAGUGCUAGGACUGGUGAUGGUGCUAGUGCCAGACGACCUGACGACCGCUGACGAUGUAUCUGAUUGCAAUAUCCAUAUUCCCCCAUGUAUCUUGCCUUAAGCUUAUGUACAUACGGCACCUUCUUGCCCCUUGCACUCGUUUCGAAUUUUGGGACAUACCUAAUAUUGGUUGCUCACCCUCAGCCCACUUUCCCUACCAUCAUCAUCAUCAUCAUCAUCAUCAUCACCAUC